AUGCACUGUAUUAUUAAAAUGAAACAGUUGACCCACUGUUUCAUAGCUCCAUGUUGCAGGAAAAUGCUGUCAUCAUUAGUUAUGUUUCUCUCUCUGUCCUGCUUCCUUCAAUUUCAUAACUACCCCUGUUAUGAUACAUUUCUGCUGCAAAAUUUGUUUAUAUGGUAUUGGCUGAACUUUACGAAAGAAGCAAAAAAAUCAUGCUGAAUAACCCAGAACAAAUUAUCAUAAAUGGAGAAUCUGAAGAUAUGAUAGAAGGUAGACUGGAAGAACCACAAGCUUCUAUAUCCAAUAAUUCACCAUUGCAGAAUGGCAGGCCAAGCAGCAUGGUUUUCAAGAAAGCACAUAGGGUAAUUCCAGCUCACUUGAUAGCUGAAGCCAUAUCAACCCUCAGAGGCCUUGACCUGAGAUGGUCAGGACCAAUAACUCCUAGUGAAAUGGAGUAUGUUAGGCAGUACGUGUUCACCAAGUACCCUCAAUAUUGCAAUGGAAUUGUGGAAGAGGGAGACACAGUUGAUUUUACCAAUCUCUCUAUAAACGAGGAAUCAUCAGACUCUACUCGGGAUGAGAAGCGCAACAAUUCCCCCAAGAAUCUUGCCUCUAAGGAGUCUUCUUCUUCUCCUCCAUACACUCGUAGCCUCUCUGAUCUUGACAAAACGCAAUUGGAGGCAUCAAGACUUCUAGAUAUCCUUUCCAAGAAAACUUCAUUCCAAGGGAAUUUCAUUUCAAUCCCAGAAAUCCAAGCUCAAAAUCGAGCCCUGAAACACACUGGUCUUACUGAAGAUGACUACUUGGUUAUUUUCAUGCCAAGCUAUAGGGACGCUAUGGUGAUGAUUGGAGAGAGCUACCCUUUCUUUAAGGGCAACUACUACAUGACAAUUCUUGGUGAAGAAGUCGACACCAUCAGGGAAUUUGCAACUCAUAAAGAAUCAAAGGUUAUUCCUAUGCCAGAGACUUGGUUGGACUUGAGGAUCAAAGGGUCACAGCUUAGCCAAUACUUCAGAAGGAAGUGCAAGUAUACACCAAAAGGGCUUUUCUCUUAUCCAGUAGUUGUGAAUGAGAGUAGAUACUCUAUGCAUUGGAUUUCAGAGGCACAUAGAAAUUCCUGGCACGUUCUUCUUGAUGCUACAGGCUUGGCUUUUGGGGAGGAUCGGCUGGCCCUUGCACUCUAUCGGCCAGACUUUGUGCUGUGUACACUUGAUAAUACGCAUGGUCAGCCUUCAAAAAUCACCUGCCUAUUGGUCAGGAAAUUAUCAUUUGAUACCUCGGCAGCUUUGACCUAGAUUCUUAAGAGGAAAAUUGCCAGUAAUAAGGAUCUGGAUGAAGUUUACCCUUUUUUUUCCAUAAAAUUGUGAAAUUUUAAGUUGGAAUUUAGAUUAAUUAAGAAAAGUUCUAUUUUCUUUUC
Messenger RNA from Hevea brasiliensis (rubber tree), 1405 nucleotides. RefSeq lists its product as uncharacterized. The transcript has 4 exons. NCBI's taxonomy places the organism in Eukaryota, Viridiplantae, Streptophyta, Magnoliopsida, Malpighiales, Euphorbiaceae. The record is from RefSeq and is a predicted model, not a curated record. Bases 162 to 1283 code for a protein of 373 amino acids.